Messenger RNA from Schistosoma intercalatum, 1503 nucleotides. The record is from the annotation of a GenBank genome assembly. Lineage: Eukaryota; Metazoa; Platyhelminthes; Trematoda; Strigeidida; Schistosomatidae.
ACACAUCCUUAAUCUAAAGAACGAUGGUCGUAAGUCAGUCUUAUGCAGUAAUUUCGGGUUUGCAAAGGAUUCAUUUCUCUCUGUUUUUAUCCAGAAACUGGAAGGUGAUUUACAAUAUAUAACUUUUACUCUGGAUAAGGCUGGGGAUUCUGGAGUAACGUCACUUAUUGAAUCCAAGUCAAAUUCUUGUUUUUGGGAUAAGUCAUUUAAAUUUAUUUAUCUCUCAUUUGACAAAUCAUCCAAAUCACUGGUGAUACACAAUUAUGAUCCAAAUUAUAAAGGUGUAAUUUUUGAAGCCUCUUCUUAAAAAUGGAAGAGGAUGGUCAACCUGAUAUCAAACCCAUAGGUUUGAUUGACAAUAUUCAAUACGCUCUUACCUGUUUGCGGUUGGUUACUGACAGAAGCCUUUCGUUGGCUAAAGCAAUAAAUGCCAUAAUAUUAUCUGAACCGAAACUUAUAGAAAAAGUCAAAUUUAUGAAUGUAUUGGAACUUCAUCGACAACAGUAUCUUGUCUAUCAACUUCUACGUGAAGUUGCUGAAUACUCACAAAAUACUAAGGAUGAAGAGCAACAAUUCCCAGGUCGUAAAGCUAAAAAUCACAUUGAACCAAGUGAUGAUUCACAGUUGCAAAAAGUUUUCGAAAUCAUUUUAUCUCAAAUUACUCCUUUUGGUUCAUUACAGCGGAUUCCGUACGAAAUGAAAGACAAUGUAAUAAGUGCUAAUUUUACAGUUCGUUUUUUGAAUACAUCUGAAGAAGGCUUAUAUCAUCUGUACUUUCAUAAUUGUGCUGAAUUAAAUGUAGAAUCUGGUAAACGUCAUUCAGUUAACUUAACAUUAAAAAUGGUUGAGAAGAAUGUAAACAGUUAUUUAUCUGCUGGUCAACAACCAUUGCCUAUGCUUUAUGCAAUUUCUUGUUUGGCUUAUUUGUUCCUUAGUAUUUUCUGGUUUGUUUACCUUCGCAAAUCAAAAAAUUCGGUUUAUCGAAUUCAUUAUCUCAUGUUAGCAGUUACUGUUGUCAAAUCAAUUUCACUUGGCUUUCAUAAUGUAAAUUAUUAUGUGAUUGGGAAACAUGGUGCUCAUGAAGAAAGUUGGGCUGUUAUGUAUUAUAUUACUCAUAUUAUUCGAGGUGCACUUCUAUUUAUCACUAUAUUACUGAUUGGUGCUGGUUGGGCCUUUAUCAAACAUAUGUUAACACCGCGUGAACGUAAUGUGUUCUUGAUUGUGGUACCUCUUCAAGUUUUAGCCAAUAUUGCUACUAUAAUUAUUGAAGAGUCUGAAGCUGGUGCAGCUCGUUAUGCUACAUGGAAAGAAAUUUUCAUUUUUGUCGAUUUAGCAUGUUGUGGAGCAAUUUUAUUCCCUGUUGUUUGGUCUAUUAGACUUUUAAAAGCAGCUUCUCAAACAGAUGGUAAAGCAGCUAUAAAUCGGCGUAAUCUACGGUUGUUCCGUCAUUUCUACAUUCUGGUUAUUGUGACGUGUAUUUUACACGUGUCAUUGUCUACCUGA